GUUUUUGUUUUGGGUUGAAGUUGAGGCUGAGGAGGGAGCCCAGCUAGCGACAAGCGGUCGUCGCGGCCGCGGGCGCCGAGGGAGGUAGUGGAGGAGGUCCUGUCAGAGCCUAGAGGUCGCUCCUCCCCGCGCGACUGUCCCAUCCUCGUUCCUGCUCCGCCGCAGCCGCCGCCUCCGGGUCCCGGAACUCGCGGGCCUGCCCAGGGCCGCUGCGCUUUGCACUCCGCACGCCGCAGCGCCCUGCCCGGGCCGCACCCGCCGGCCUCAUGAGGAGGGACGUGAACGGAGUGACCAAGAGCAGGUUUGAGAUGUUCUCAAAUAGCGAUGAAGCUGUAAUCAAUAAAAAGCUUCCAAAAGAACUCCUAUUACGGAUAUUUUCCUUCCUCGAUGUCGUUACCUUGUGUCGCUGUGCUCAGGUUUCCAGGGCCUGGAAUGUUCUUGCUCUGGAUGGCAGCAACUGGCAGCGAAUUGACCUAUUUGAUUUCCAGAGGGAUAUUGAGGGCCGGGUAGUGGAGAAUAUUUCAAAACGAUGUGGAGGGUUUUUACGAAAGUUAAGUCUUCGUGGGUGUCUUGGAGUAGGAGACAAUGCAUUAAGGACCUUUGCACAAAACUGUAGGAAUAUAGAAGUACUGAACCUAAAUGGAUGUACAAAGACUACAGAUGCUACAUGUACUAGCCUUAGCAAGUUCUGUUCCAAACUCAGGCACCUAGACUUGGCUUCCUGUACAUCGAUAACAAACAUGUCUCUCAAAGCUCUGAGCGAGGGGUGUCCGCUGCUGGAGCAACUGAACAUUUCCUGGUGUGACCAAGUAACGAAGGAUGGCAUCCAAGCUCUAGUGAGAGGCUGCGGGGGGCUCAAGGCCUUAUUCUUAAAAGGCUGCACACAGCUAGAAGAUGAAGCUCUCAAGUACAUAGGUGCACAUUGUCCUGAGCUGGUGACUCUGAACUUGCAGACUUGCUUACAAAUCACCGACGAGGGUCUUAUUACCAUCUGCAGAGGCUGCCAUAAGUUGCAGUCCCUCUGUGCCUCCGGCUGCUCCAACAUCACAGAUGCCAUCCUGAACGCGCUGGGUCAGAACUGCCCUCGGCUUCGAAUAUUAGAAGUUGCAAGAUGUUCUCAACUAACAGAUGUGGGUUUUACCACUUUGGCCAGGAAUUGCCAUGAGCUUGAAAAGAUGGACCUGGAAGAAUGUGUUCAGAUAACUGAUAGCACGUUAAUCCAACUUUCUAUACACUGUCCUCGACUUCAAGUAUUGAGUCUGUCCCACUGUGAGCUCAUCACAGACGAUGGCAUCCGCCACCUGGGGAACGGGGCCUGUGCGCACGAUCAGCUGGAGGUGAUCGAGCUGGACAACUGCCCCCUCAUCACAGAUGCGUCCCUGGAGCAUCUGAAGAGCUGCCACAGCCUGGAGCGGAUCGAGCUCUACGACUGCCAGCAGAUCACUCGCGCCGGCAUCAAGAGGCUCAGGACCCACCUACCCAACAUUAAAGUCCACGCCUACUUCGCACCUGUCACUCCACCCCCGUCAGUCGGAGGCAGCAGACAGCGCUUCUGCAGAUGCUGCAUCAUCCUAUGACACUGGAGGGCUCUGCCACUGUGAGCUGAGUACUUAAGAACACUCUAGAGUUACCUGGUGUCUCCAGCAGAAGUAACCCCAGGGUUCUGGGCAAGUGUUACGGAGUGAGGCCGUGUCCAGGUCCCCAGAGCCACGCGUACGUAUGCAUCCACAACCUACCCCGCCCACUCCAGCUCUGUGGCCACGGGACUGAAGCUCGUGCUGGCUCUCCCAAGUGGAUUGGUGAAACUUACCUGUCCUGUCAGACACACCCAGAACAUCAUAGGCCAACACGGAGGGAGGGCACUCCAGCAGACCCAGGGUUACUGCUGUGCUGGUUUCUUUAUUUUGUUAAGGGGGUUUUGUUGGGGAUUUUGGAACAGUAACUGCAGUCAUCCAAGGUCAAGGAAAGCAUGGGAAAAUGAUACGGGAGGUAUCCAGGGACCAGAAAGAAAUUCCUGGCAUCCUAGAUGUGGCAGCCCUCAUUAUGAAAUGACCACAUAGCUUCUGUGCUUCCUGUAUCCAUGCAACGUGCUGAGCACGCUCGCAGAGAAAGCUGUCCAUUCCUCCUUGGUUUGGUACUUAGCCCAGGGGUUGCUGAAAUGCUGCGGUCCAGAUGUGGCUGCUCAUCAAACUGCCCUGUCUGUCCACACCGCGCACCUGUCUUCCGCUCUGCGUGGCUCCUUCUGCACCCUGCUCAGUGUGUCACCCAGUCACCAUCUGCUACUCCCUCAGUUGUUACUCUUGGGCUGUUGUGUUUACAGUUUGCAUUUUGGAUGAUUAGUUGAGGUUAUCAAACAUUUUUAAAAGAAACAUUAUCAAUAAAUAUUUUUUUAAUUUGAAA
Messenger RNA from Octodon degus (degu), 2400 nucleotides. It is a transcript of the gene Fbxl20, whose product is annotated as F-box and leucine rich repeat protein 20. The record is from RefSeq and is a predicted model, not a curated record. Gene Ontology annotation, molecular function: protein binding. Gene Ontology annotation, cellular component: SCF ubiquitin ligase complex. The coding region runs from base 267 to 1577 and encodes 436 amino acids. Gene Ontology annotation, biological process: SCF-dependent proteasomal ubiquitin-dependent protein catabolic process. NCBI's taxonomy places the organism in Eukaryota, Metazoa, Chordata, Mammalia, Rodentia, Octodontidae. The transcript is spliced from 15 exons.